UAUUUUCAAUAUAUAUCAAAAUAUUUUUGAAUUUAAUGAAUGAAAUAGAUAAAUAUUUUUAAUUUAAAAAAUGUUUUCAAAAGGCACAUUACUAGUUUACCACCAAUACCUGAUUGGGCCGUUCGCGUCAAGCAUGUGGAUUAGAGCCGUUCUUAAAUUCGGGCCUGUAAAAUGCUACAGCCCAGGUGGCUUAUCUCCCGAUUCCAAGUUACGACUUCUGAAUCGCCCCCGAGUUCCGGCAAUCUACCGGCCGCCGUCCGCCGCCAGGCGGUAAUUUAACUGGAAAGUUGAAUGGAAGAGAAAUUGAAGUUGCUGGCUUUGAUUGGAGCUGGAGCUUUUUUCGGCUCUGCUGCUACUGUUUCUCUCUUGAAGCUUUUCCCCAGGGCUGUUACCCAUGAGGAUACCAAAGAGGCAAUUACAGCAAAUGGUACUAAUCCUGUCCUAGGAAAGAAGCCCGCAAUGACUCCGCCUGACUUGCUAAGUGAUGAAGUAGUUUGUGAACAAUUAACCAGGAAUAUUCAAUUCUUUGGGCUUGAUUCCCAACAAAAAGUUACUGCAUCAUAUGUUGUGGUAAUUGGUCUAGGAGGAGUUGGGAGUCAUGCUGCAGCUAUGCUUUUGAGGUCUGGUGUUGGCAGGUUACUGCUUGUGGAUUUUGACCAGGUGACAGUUUCAUCACUGAAUAGACAUGCUGUUGCAACAAGAGAGGAUGUCGGUACCCCAAAAGCCUUUUGCCUUGAGAAGCAUUUUCAAUCAAUAUUUCCAGAGUGUCGCGUCGAUGCUAAAGUUCUGUUAUAUGAUUCAUCUUCUGAAGAAGAAAUCCUUUCUGGCAAUCCUGACUUUGUCUUGGACUGUAUUGAUAACAUUGACACUAAGGGGUUUAAAAGUAAUUUCCGCAACAGGAGCUGGGGCGCGUCUGGAUCCCACUAGAAUACGUGUGGUUGACUUAAGAGAGUCAGCUAAUGAUCCAUUGUCUCGAGCUGUAAGACACCGCUUGAGGAAAGAUCACGGCAUUGAUAGUGGCAUUCCAGUAGUUUUUUCUUUAGAAAAGCCGAAAGCCAAGCUGCUCCCAUUUCGAGGAACAACUGGAGAGGAAGAAAACCCUUCAGAUUACCAGAUAGUACCGGGUUUUAGGGUUCGCAUAAUUCCAGUUCUAGGACAAAUACCUGCAAUUUUUGGGCAAGUCAUGGCUUCGUACGUUGUGACACAACUUGCAGGGGUGCAUGUUCAGAUGGAGCCUGUCGUCAACUUUGACAUGGACCAUUACCAUACUCUACACCAGCGUCUCAUCGAGCACGAAGAGUUGAUAUAUGGGACAUCCAUGCAAGUUGAGGUAGAUGUUGAAGAAGUUAGGUAUGUAGCUAAAGAGUUAUGGCAUGGGAGAAGUGCCAGGGACCUCACGGCUAGAGAUGUUGGGCGUGCAAUGUGGCGCUCAAUCAACGAGUUGAUGCUUGUCAGAUGGGAUAGAACAAAGCCAGCAUCUGUGUCAAACUUGAUCCUUUUGAGAUUCAAUGAGGCGGAAGAACACGAGUUGAAGACGGUUGAAGAAAUAAAGGAGAGAGAGCCACAAUUCUUUGAUAGGGUGGUUUCUGUGUUAAAGGGAGCAGAGUUGGAGUUCGGCGUCAUCCAUUAAAGCCUUUUGUUUUCUUCUUGACACCAGUUAUUUAUACAUCAAUUGAUUACACCAGUUCGUUGGUAAAAAUGAUCGUUAUAGAAUUAGUCUAUUUUGACUUCUUUUUUGUCAAAUUAAGACACUGUUUGACU
This is a messenger RNA of Cuscuta campestris, 1761 nucleotides long. NCBI's taxonomy places the organism in Eukaryota, Viridiplantae, Streptophyta, Magnoliopsida, Solanales, Convolvulaceae. The record is from the annotation of a GenBank genome assembly.